AGCGUUUCUCAGUCGGCUGCGAGUCUGUCCAUCUCAUUCCUCCGUCUCGUUCCAUCCCAGCGACAAUAAUAAAGGAAUUAAUCUAUUAUCUGACCGGAAGUCCAACUGCUUCGACUGCGGCGUCAUUUGAUGAGGAGAGGAGAGAUUAAUUAAGCAAACGUCAAUUUGUGCAUUUACGUUAGAGCGUGGUCCGUCCGAGUCACGGACUGCUCUCCUCUCUUCUUCUCGCACUCCUCGGCGGUAGAGCGGCCUUUCGAAUCUCCCGCGUUAAUUAUCCAAUAUAUGAAUACAUAUAUUAAUGACGCAAAGGCCACUGUGAUAAGACCAAUAUCGGUAUCUUCUUCUUCCUCUGGCUAGAAGUGUGUGUGUUGAAUCCAUGCGGCAAAGUGGAAUAAAUUAUACGGUUCCCCGUUGAGAUGGCCGCCAUUUUACUCUUACAAUUAGUGUGCGUCGUCCUGCUAACCCCAAAGGUUUACACGAUAGAGAACACCGGAUUGAGUCCGUACAAGGAGCCGACCCGGGAUGUCAUCGUCAUGUCGGAGAAUCUCACGGAAAUACCGAUGGGCAAUGCGGAAGUGGAGUUCCUGAACGCCGCCUACAAUCAGAUCUCCGACCUCCCGGACAGUGUUUUCGUCAACAAGAGCUACCGUAUCGUACAGAAGCUGUACCUCCAGCGCAACAGAAUCUCGCGUAUCAACGUGAACGCCUUCAGAGGCCUCAAGCAGCUCAAGAUCCUCGACCUCUCCGACAACGAUCUGUCCACCCUGGAUCCGUACACCUUCAAAUCGAACAGCAAUCUGGAGAAGCUGGUCCUAAUGAACAACCGCAUCACCUUCGACCGUUUGCAGACGUUCCUAAUCUCGCACUCGGUGGAGUCCUUAGUGUUGUCCAACAACCAGAUAACCGAGAUCUACGGACUCACCUUCCUGGGUGUACCCAAUCUGAAGAGACUUAUCUUGAGCGACAACGAACUCGUAUCUUUAGCACCGAUUAGCUUCAAGAGUCUGGGGAAGCUGCACUAUCUGUCAUUGGCAAACACAGGUGUGCACAGUCUAACACAAUCGAUGUUCCUGAAACUUCCCAGGAUUAUUAAUCUGGAAAACACGCCACUGGCGAAACGCUUCGAACCACCCUUAACACAAGUCACCAACGAGGAAGGCAUCGUUGCCCUGCUUCAAUUGCACGAGUUCGUAUAUUAAGCAUAAACUUAGCAUUGUAGUAUUUUAUAAGUUAAUGAAGUUUCUAAUUUUUCAGAAACUGUUAUUUAUGUAUAUUAUUUUAUUUGAAAUUAGUUUAAGCUAGGCGAAACGAGAGCUGCUGCAUCUAUAACAACAGCAACAAACAAAAAAAAUGCGCACAGACAGAAACAUUUUCUAUUUGGUAAUCCUAGUUAGGAAUCGGGCCAAUUUUUUAAAUGUAUUAUUAAAGGUAAUUUUUGUACAAAAUAAUUUUAGUUUUAAGAAUGUGAUACUACAUUAAACGCGGAUUAAUGUGACUUUCGGCUAAUAUAUAUUUAUUAUGAAAAUCGCGUCUUUUCUAUUUUUAACGCGACGCCUGUUUUCGCAUGCAAACAGUCCACAUCCUCUUUGAAAAACCGCAGGUGAAUAUUAAAAUUUAUCUUUCGCUUCGCACACGAUUACAAUAUAUUUCCUGUUUUCAUAGACGACGCGCACACACACACAACAGACAUGUCUAAAUUGAUAUAAUACUUGUAUAUAACGCAACUAGUCUUUAUACUCUAAUUUAGCAACCAUUUAUUUUAUUUUAGCAAUUA
Molecule: messenger RNA, 1774 nt
Organism: Nicrophorus vespilloides
Lineage: Eukaryota; Metazoa; Arthropoda; Insecta; Coleoptera; Silphidae
Product: relaxin receptor 1-like
Exons: 2
Coding region: 417-1199 (260 amino acids)
Molecular function (GO): protein binding
Source: RefSeq, a predicted model, not a curated record